Molecule: messenger RNA, 207 nt
Organism: Acytostelium subglobosum LB1
Lineage: Eukaryota; Evosea; Eumycetozoa; Acytosteliales; Acytosteliaceae
Exons: 1
Coding region: 1-207 (68 amino acids)
Source: RefSeq, a predicted model, not a curated record
AUGAAUGACUCGAGCAAUGAUGUCACCGAACGUUUCAGACAACUUCACGAGUUGCUCGUUGUGGAGGAGCAUCGGAUCAAGUCACCAAUCAUCGAUGAGAUGAAACUCACUGCCGAGGCCAUUAAGACGGUCAUUGAGGAGGUGAACAGCAUCACCUCUGUGAUCUCAUUCGAUCAUGAUCACAAUGACCAUCCGGUUGGUAAAUGA